This is a messenger RNA of Diabrotica balteata, 1954 nucleotides long. The record is from the annotation of a GenBank genome assembly. NCBI's taxonomy places the organism in Eukaryota, Metazoa, Arthropoda, Insecta, Coleoptera, Chrysomelidae.
CGUAGACAUGUGACGAUUUCAACCAACAGUUGGUACUGGAAUUGUAACCAUUUCACUUGAAAGGUGCCAAAUUUCGAGACCGGCCACAUCUCGAAAACAUCCCAUACAUUUGUAAAUUUGUAUUUGCCACCAUGCAUUUCGUUAUGUACCAGUUGUUGAUAACUCACUCACCGAAAACGUCAGGAGCCACCAUGUUGAAGUAAGUGCCAGUCAGUGUGUUUCCGGAGCAAAAAGAAAUCCACAGUUUACAGAAAAUCAAAACAAGAAAAGAGAAGCGAAGACUUUUAGUAUUUUUUUGGGAAAUAUAAUAUGGUUCAAAUUGAUAAAUUCGACACCAUGGAUAGAGUACAACCACCAAAACAAUUUUUUGGAAAGAGGCAUGUGCAGUACCUUCUGCUCUUUAGUGUAAAUGUUUUAGCGUAUGGAUUAAGAAAUAUUUUAAAUUUAGCCGUUAUUGCCAUGGUUAGCACAUCACCACCAGAGGGAGUCACCACUUAUCCGGACUGGGCAGGCAGCAAAAACGUAAUGUUAUCAUCCUUCUUUUGGGGUUACGUGCUUACCCAAAUUCCAGCCGGUCAACUUGCCGAACGCUUCGGUCCAAAAUUAUUUUUGUCCGGAGCAAUGAUGAUUUGCUCACUAUUUUCAAUACUCAUUCCUAUUUGCGGUGCUCAAUUCGGAUAUCUAGGAGUAAUGUUAUGUAGAAUAAUUCAGGGAUUGAUGCAAGGAUUUAUCUAUCCAUCCAUUCACCAUUUGAUCAGCGCCUGGGUGCCGCUCAGUAGCAGAGCCAAAAUCGCCGGAUUCGUAUAUGCAGGUGGUCCUCUUGGUACAGUCAUUGUGAUGCCCAUUGUGGGAUACAUUUCAGGCUCAAAACUAGGAUGGCAGACUGUCUUUUACUUAUUGGGAGGCGUUGGUUUUACAUGGACAGCUUGUUGGAUCUUCUUGGGAUUAGAUAGUCCACAUCAACACAAGAAUAUCUCCCAAGAUGAACUCAAGUUCAUCCAAGAUGGCAUUAUUACCAACAAGAAAAAAGAGCAAUUACCGACGCCUUGGAAAGAUAUCCUUAAAUCAGUUCCAUUUUGGGCGAUUUUGGUGUGCCACUUCGGCGAUCUCUGGGGCUUCUGGACGAUGCUUACAGAAAUACCAACAUACAUGGACAAAAUUCUAAAAUACGACAUCGCAUCGAACAGUACUUUGUCUGCCCUUCCGUAUCUAAUCUAUUGCCUGUUGAAUCUGGUGAUGAGUCCUAUUGCUGAUUACCUUAUUACCAAUAAGAUUACUUCUGUUGGUGCUAGUAGAAAAAUAUUUAACAGUAUAGGUGUAUUCAUACCGUCUGUUGCCUUACUUACUCUGUGUUUUAUUGGUUCAGAAGAAAAAGCCUUAACAGUAUUUAUGUUGGUUAUAGCAGUAGGUUGCAAUACCGGUAUUUUAAUUGGUUUCCACGUGAAUCACAUAGAUAUCGCACCCAACCAUGCGGGUACUCUCAUGGGAAUUACUAAUGCAAUUGGAAAUGUGGCCGCUAUUCUGGCGCCUUUGGCUGUGGAUCUGUUUAAACAAGUGGGUGGUUAUGAAGAAACUGAUAAAGAACUGUGGAACAUCGUUUUCAUCACCGCGGCAGUACUAUUCUCGACAACCGGUCUCUUCUACGUCUUCGGAGCUUCCGGAGAAAUCCAACCAUGGAACGACAAACGACCAAAACAAGAAGAUAAUGUUCCAGAGAAAGAACCGAUGUACCAAAAUGGUACCUGAGACUAUGCUGUCUUUUGUUCCGGAAUAUUCAUACAAAAUAGUUGAUAAGCCAAAGUCGAUAUUGCUCUGUUGUAAUUGUUGUCUUUGUUGAAAUGUCUUAUCAAUAUUUUUAGAUACGUUUUUUACAUAUCUAUGGACUUACGAAUUAAUUCGAUAAGGGUUUUUUUAGAACAACUAUAAUUUAUUUAUUAAACCUUUUUUAAGAUUC